CCGAGAGUUACUAUGGGUAUUGAUUAUUGAUAGAAAUAUGCAGGAAUUUAUAAUGUUCUUUUUGAUUGCAGCAUGUAGACAUUGCCGCAUUGUUGAUAAGGUACAAUACUGAUGUUAACGCUACUGAUCGCUGGUUAUUUACGCCUUUACACGAAGCUGCUCAGAARGGAAGAACACAACUAUGUGCCCUUUUGUUAGCCCAUGGUGCUGAUCCUUCAAUGAARAAUCAAGAAAAUCAAACUCCUCUUGACCUUGCAUCGGCUGAAGAUGUCAAGUGCUUACUGGGCGAUGCACUUCUCACACACAAUUCCACUAGUGCAGCAUCCGCCACUCCAACMAAAACCCCCUCACCUGUCUCUACUGCCGCAACAACAACUGGUGCAUCUCCCUUAUCGACAGCCAACAGUAGUCUGCUGGCCAGUAGUCCUGCAGGSUCAGGUGAUGGUGCUAUCAGCAAUCGAUCUGUUUCAGAGGCCCAGGGACAAGCUGCAGAUAAACAUGGAAUAUCAGGUCACCCAGGCCUUGAUGUCGACGUUGGACAGUUCCUUGACAGCCUACAACUCAACAACUUAAAAGAAAUUUUCGAAAGAGAACAAGUAAGAAGAUUAUGAUUACUUUUAAAAAUAACACAACACUUUUAAAUUUCAAAGACAUGUUUCGACUUU
This is a messenger RNA of Exaiptasia diaphana, 665 nucleotides long. Its product is annotated as poly [ADP-ribose] polymerase tankyrase. NCBI's taxonomy places the organism in Eukaryota, Metazoa, Cnidaria, Anthozoa, Actiniaria, Aiptasiidae. The record is from RefSeq and is a predicted model, not a curated record. The coding region runs from base 219 to 611 and encodes 130 amino acids. The transcript is spliced from 4 exons.